GAUCCCGUUCCCAAUUCCCUUCGUUUUCCACUUCGAAGUCUUGGAGUGUUGGGGGCUGUUAGGGUUCGUUCCCCUUCCGUAACCCCUUUCCUGCUCCCAAGCGGCGACCGGCGAUCGUCAACGAGCGACCUUUCCGACCGGCGAGUGGAGCAUUCUAACACGAGCAUCCAAGCGCGAUAUCAGCGCUACUCAUGAAGCGACUUCGGAUUAAUUUGAAGCUAGGUUUGGGAUGGUUGAAGAUGAAUGUCGGCAGAUGUACUGUUGCCCCUGCCAUAGAUGUGUGUGGCCGUGCUGUGUAUUAUUAUUGUUGAGAUAUUUUAGCAGAUUUUGCUGUGCUUUUGUUUUGAAGUUUAUCGCUGUAUCUGAAGAGAAGCAAUGGCCAGUCUUGCCGAUUCUUUCUUGGCUGACCUUGAAGAUUUAUCUGACAAUGAAGCCCAUCUUGAUGAUGAGGAAGCUGAUGUAGCAGACAUGGAGGAGGAUGCUGAUGGUGAUAUAGCUGAUAUUGAAGCACUAAACUAUGACGAUCUUGAUAGUGUCUCAAAGCUGCAGAAGACGCAACGCUAUAAUGAUAUUAUGCAGAAAGUUGAAGAUGCACUCCAGAAGGGAUCAGAUAUAUCUAGUCAUGGAACAGUCUUAGAAGAUGAUCCUGAGUAUCAACUUAUUGUUGAUUGCAAUGCUUUAUCUGUCGACAUUGAAAAUGAAAUCAUCAUAAUCCACAAUUUUAUACGUGAUAAGUACCGCUUGAAGUUUCCUGAACUUGAAUCUCUUGUUCAUCACCCAAUUGAUUAUGCUCGGGUUGUGAAGAAGAUUGGAAAUGAGGUGGACUUGACCCUUGUCGACUUGGAGGGCCUUCUACCGUCAGCAAUUAUUAUGGUUGUUUCUGUUACAGCAUCAACUACAAGUGGCAAGCCUCUGUCAGAAGAGAACCUAAAAAAAACAAUUGAUGCAUGUGACCGAGCGCUUGAUCUUGAUAUUGCAAAGAAGAAAGUUCUUGAUUUUGUAGAGAGCAGGAUGGGAUAUAUCGCACCAAAUAUUUCUGCUAUUGUUGGAAGUGCAGUUGCAGCUAAACUUAUGGGAACAGCUGGUGGCUUGUCAGCAUUGGCAAAAAUGCCAGCUUGCAACGUUCAGCUUCUUGGGGCAAAGAAGAAAACCCUUGCUGGAUUUUCCACUGCAACCUCCCAGUUUCGUGUAGGUUAUCUUGAACAAGCUGAGAUUUUUCAGAGCACCCCUCCUUCUUUGAGGACCCGUGCUUGUAGACUGUUGGCUGCAAAAUCAACCCUGGCAGCACGGGUAGACUCAACAAGAGGAGAUCCAACGGGGAAGGCUGGAAGGAACUUGAGAGAGGAAAUCCGUAAGAAGAUUGAGAAGUGGCAAGAGCCACCCCCUGCAAAACAACCAAAACCCCUUCCAGUUCCCGAUUCAGAGCCCAAAAAGAAGAGAGGUGGUCGUCGUCUGCGGAAAAUGAAAGAAAGAUAUGCAAUAACUGAUAUGAGGAAGCUGGCUAACAGAAUGCAAUUUGGAGUGCCAGAAGAAAGUUCCCUUGGUGAUGGCCUGGGUGAAGGUUAUGGCAUGCUUGGUCAGGCAGGAAGUGGGAAGUUGCGUGUGUCAAUGGGUCAAAGCAAACUUGCAGCCAAAGCUGCCAAAAAGUUUAAGGAGAAGCCCUACGGAAGCAGUGGUGCAACCUCAGGACUGACAUCAAGUCUCGCAUUCACUCCUGUACAGGGAAUAGAACUCACGAAUCCACAGUCUCAUGGAAAUCUGCUCGGCAGUGGAACGCAAAGCACCUACUUCUCGGAGAUGGGGACAUUCUCAAAGAUCAAGAGACCUUAAUCUAGAUAUUCCAAUUCUCUUCGUUGUAAAUUUAAAAUUCUAAGUGGUUUUUUACCACCUGGAAUAUUCUAGCAGUCUUUUCGACAAAUACAACCCAAAGGAGUCGUGGCCUAGGAGCUAAUGGAGUCCCUAAUCCGUUGUAGUCCUUUUCCUGUGCAACAGUUGGGUAAGUUGGAUGCUGGGUCCGGGAUGCGAUGCUGGGUCCCAGGUGGAACUAUCCCCAUUCUAACUCUUCAAAGAGUGGUGGUUGCACAACGACAGGCUAUAUGAUAGCCGUUGAGAUUACUAGGGUGGACGUGGGUGGGUCAUGAGAGUGUUUCUGUGAGGACCCCGGUGAUACAUAGCUUCACCAGAAACUUGCAUGGUUGAUGUGUUAGUUUCUUGUUUCGCUGGAUGAUUGCCAUUGUAAACUAUCUACCUGUCUGAAGCAAGAGGGAAAGCAAGAGAUCAGAUUGGUUACUUCUUGUAACAAAUGUCAAAUCAGUUCUUUAGUCAUUACUUGUAGACAAUGGUAACAUGAAUGGGACACAUAAAUGUGAUCGUUGAGCA
This is a messenger RNA of Elaeis guineensis (African oil palm), 2379 nucleotides long. The record is from RefSeq and is a predicted model, not a curated record. Lineage: Eukaryota; Viridiplantae; Streptophyta; Magnoliopsida; Arecales; Arecaceae.